AUGUCGAUGAUUCCGAGCUUCUUCGGCAACAACAGGCCUGGUAGUGGAAGCAGCAUCUUCGAUCCUUUCUCGCUUGAUGUUUGGGAUCCGUUCAAGGAUAUGAUGCCGUCGUCUUCUUCGAUUUCCCGAGAAAACUCAGCGAUCGUGAACGCACGUGUGGACUGGAGGGAGACGGAGGAGGCGCACGUGUUCAAGGCGGACUUGCCUGGACUGAAGAAGGAGGAAGUGAAGGUUGAGGUCGAGGAAGACAGCGUAUUGAAGAUCAGUGGAGAGAGACACGUGGAGAAGGAGGAUAAGAACGACACGUGGCACCGCGUGGAGAGGUCGAGCGGGCAGUUCACGAGGAGGUUUAGGCUGCCGGAGAACGUGAAGAUGGAUGAGGUGAAAGCUGCGAUGGAGAAUGGCGUUUUGACUGUGACUGUGCCUAAGGCGGAGGCGAAGAAGGCUGAUGUCAAGUCUAUUCAGAUCUCUGGCUGA
This is a messenger RNA of Microthlaspi erraticum, 477 nucleotides long. Lineage: Eukaryota; Viridiplantae; Streptophyta; Magnoliopsida; Brassicales; Brassicaceae. The record is from the annotation of a GenBank genome assembly.